AUGUCUUGGUUUCACAAAUCUUUUCCUGUCGCGGCCUUCCGCUCAGCGGGGAUUGCGGCACAUGUGCCGCUCCACCCCCAGUGGCUCACGAGCCGCGCCACGCCCCAACACGCCGCCCAUGGCGCAGCGCGCUCCCGCUCGGCCGCCGUCCGGGACAGCUCCUAUACUGAGGAGGGGCGCCGGCAGUAUGACGUAUUUGUGAUCGGCGGCGGCAGCGCCGGCGUGCGCUGCGCCCGCGUUGCAGCAGAGCGCGGUGCCCGCGUCGCGCUGUGUGAGCUGCCGUUCGCUUUCCUCAGCUCCGACACCGCCGGCGGCGUGGGCGGCACGUGCGUGCUACGCGGCUGCGUGCCCAAAAAGCUGCUCCUCUUCGCUGCUGAGUUCGCCCCUGAAAUCGCCGGCAGCCGCGGCUUUGGGUGGAAGCUGGACGGCAGCUACGAGCUGCAAUGGGACGAGUUCAUGGAGGCAAAGCGCAACGAGCUGCUGCGGCUCAGCCACACAUACUCCGACACACUUGCCAAGUAA
Messenger RNA from Monoraphidium neglectum, 522 nucleotides. RefSeq names its product glutathione reductase (NADPH). Bases 1 to 522 code for a protein of 173 amino acids. The transcript is spliced from 3 exons. NCBI's taxonomy places the organism in Eukaryota, Viridiplantae, Chlorophyta, Chlorophyceae, Sphaeropleales, Selenastraceae. Gene Ontology annotation, biological process: glutathione metabolic process; cellular response to oxidative stress; cell redox homeostasis. Gene Ontology annotation, cellular component: mitochondrion; cytosol. Gene Ontology annotation, molecular function: flavin adenine dinucleotide binding; glutathione-disulfide reductase (NADPH) activity. The record is from RefSeq and is a predicted model, not a curated record.